Aureobasidium subglaciale EXF-2481 is the source of this 3030-nucleotide messenger RNA. RefSeq lists its product as uncharacterized. Gene Ontology annotation, molecular function: ATP binding; ATP-dependent DNA damage sensor activity; mismatched DNA binding. Bases 1 to 3030 code for a protein of 1009 amino acids. The record is from RefSeq and is a predicted model, not a curated record. Gene Ontology annotation, biological process: mismatch repair; mitotic recombination. The transcript has a single exon. NCBI's taxonomy places the organism in Eukaryota, Fungi, Ascomycota, Dothideomycetes, Dothideales, Saccotheciaceae. Gene Ontology annotation, cellular component: nucleus.
AUGCCCGCGCACGUAUCCGACCGUACAGCUAGAUAUAUCUUUUCGAGUUCACAGCCCGAUCAAAUUCUUCAGGACAACCAAGACGAUGACGCUGUUCGUAGACAAAAAGAGCGUUUGCACCAGAAGUUUGUAAAGAAGCUCGGAAGACCUGACAGUCUAGCCGAUAUCAGACGUCGCAAUCACUUCAUCGACGAAGACCAACCAGAAGGCGAUGAUGAUCCUGACGAGGAAGAAGAGGAGACACAAAAGCCCGCGAAAGGUAGGAAGGGUCCUGCGGCUCGCAAGUCUGCCAGCAAACUCACGCCUAUGGAGAAGCAAGUCGUGGACCUAAAGAUGAAACACAUGGACACCUUGUUGGUUGUCGAGGUGGGCUAUAAAUUCCGAUUCUUCGGUGAAGAUGCUCGCAUUGCUGCGAAAGAGUUGCAAAUCAUGUGUGUACCAGGAAAGAUGAGGUUUGACGAGCAUCCUUCAGAGGCACACCUUGACAAAUUUGCCGGAGCCAGCUUUCCUGUCCAUCGCUUGCACGUUCAUGUCAAGCGUCUGGUCUCGGCUGGACACAAGGUCGGAGUCGUUCGCCAGCUAGAGACCGCUGCACUGAAGAAGGUCGGCGAUAAUCGCAACACUCCCUUCGUCCGCAAACUCACAAACUUGUACACCAAGGGUACAUAUAUCGAUGACAUAGAAAAUUUGGAUGGCCCAACCGCUGCACCAGCCGGGGGCGCUCCUGCGACUGGCCAUCUUCUCUGCUUGACCGAGGCCAAUGCUGGUGGUUCUGGCACAGACGAGAAGGUGCAUCUCGGCAUCGUUGCUGUCCAGCCCACUACAGGCGAUAUAAUCUACGAUGACUUCUACGAUGGAUUCAUGCGAAGUGAGCUCGAAACUCGUCUGCUUCACAUCGCACCUUGCGAAUUUCUUAUCGUGGGUACUGUGUCCAAAGCAACAGAGAAGUUGGUCGAGCAUCUUUCGGGUAGCAGAACGAAUGUUUUUGGUGAUCGCGCACGUGUAGAACGCACUGAGAAGCCAAAGACCUUUGCAGCUCAGGCAUACUCUCACAUAUCAGACUUCUAUGCUGGCAAGAUGCAAUCGGAUGAGUCGUCAGAAGAGAAGACAGCCAUGCUCGAUAAAGUGCAUCAGUUAUCUGAACUUGUCACCAUGUGUCUUUCGGCCAUGAUAACUCAUCUGACUGAUUAUGGUCUCGAGCAUAUCUUCGAUUUGACCAAGAACUUCCAGUCGUUCAGCGCACGAUCUCACAUGCUACUGAACGGCAAUACACUCUCAUCGUUGGAGAUCUAUCGAAAUCAAACGGAUUACACAGAACGAGGCAGUCUGUUCUUUAUCCUAAAUCGGACAAAAACUCGUUUCGGUCAGCGCCUUCUACGCAAGUGGGUUGGUCGUCCACUGCUUGAUCAACAGCAGCUGCAGAAUCGAAUUGGUGCUGUGGAAGAGCUUUUAGACAGCGACCGAGCGAUUCCUACUGACCGAAUAAAGAAUCUCAUCGCUCAUGUAAGAGGCGACUUGGAAAAAUCGUUGAUCAGAAUCUACUACAAGAAAUGCGCGCGCCCUGAGUUGGUGUCUGUACUGCAAACUUUGCAGAUCAUCUCAAAUGAGUAUUCACACGUCAAGACUCCGGAGGACUCUGGCUUCAGGUCGCAAUUGCUUGCCGAAGCUAUCGCAUCCUUGCCAAUGAUAUCUGAAGAUGUCAUCUCUUAUCUCGAGAGAAUAGACCUCCAAGCAGCCAAGGACGACGACAAGUACUCUUUCUUCCGUGAUCAGUAUGAAACUGAGGAAAUCACAGACCACAAGGUCGGCAUAGCCUGUGUCGAACACGAUCUUGACGAACAUCGCGCCGAAGCCGCGAAGACUCUCAAGAAGAACGGCAAAAUCACCUAUGUGACUGUCUCUGGCAUCGAGUUCCUGAUCGAGAUCGAAAACAUCCAUCUUAAGAAUGUACCCGCUUCAUGGACCAAAAUCAGCGGAACCAAGAAAGUGUCUCGCUUCCAUACACCAGAAGUCGUCAAGCUGAUCCGCGAGCGUGAUCAACGUAAAGAAGCUCUUGCCAAUGCGUGUGAUCUCGCCUUUGCUGAGUUACUUUCUGAGAUCGGCUCUAGGUACCAGACUUUCCGUGAUUGCAUUCAGUCACUAGCAACUCUUGAUUGUCUACUCUCGUUGGCGGAUAUUGCAAGCCAGCCUGGCUAUACCAAGCCCGAGUUCAUUACCGACAGUGAUGAGGUCCGUCUCGAAAUCAAAGGAGGUCGUCAUCCGAUGGUUGAGCAAAUGCUUCUCGACUCGUAUGUGCCCAAUGAUAUCGAGUUGUCGUCUAAAGAGAGAGCUCUUCUCAUCACUGGUCCAAACAUGGGCGGCAAGUCAUCCUACGUCCGCUCGGUAGCUUUGAUCGGUAUCAUGGCACAGAUCGGAAGUUGGGUUCCCGCAUCGCACGCAAGACUCACUCCCCUCGAUGCUGUGUUUACCCGCAUGGGCGCAUUCGACAACAUGCUCAAAGGCGAGAGUACAUUCAUGGUCGAACUUUCCGAGACUUCGGACAUUCUCAAGCAAGCCACACCUAGAUCACUGAUCAUCUUGGAUGAACUUGGUCGCGGCACGAGUACUCAUGAUGGUGUGGCGAUUGCACAGGCAGUCUUGGACUAUGUGGUUCGAGAGACCAAAGCACUCACACUGUUCAUCACGCAUUACCAAGCACUUUCACGAAUGGCCGAACGCUAUGCAGCGAGGAAGCUCCGUAAUGUUCAUAUGCGCUUUACCGAGGAAGUCGCUGGUGACGAUCAUACGGAUAUCACUUUCCUGUAUGAAGUUGGCGAAGGCGUCGCACAUCGUAGUUAUGGCUUGAAUGUUGCAAGACUCGCUGGACUGCCGAAGGAUGUACUUGAUGUGGCAGCAGUCAAGAGUACACAGAUGGAAGAAGAGGCGAACCGACGGAAAAUGGCGCACUUGUCGCGAGUACUAUCUUCUACUCUAGAGGACGAGCAGCCUGCGAACCUUGAGCUACUUGUUGCUGGUCUGGACAUGAUGUAA